GUACGGCGACACCUCCAACCCCAUUUUCCACCGCUGUAGUGACUUCAUCGGAUCACGACAAUCUUCUCUCUGACACUUCUCGCUGCGUUAUAUCGUCGCCUCGUCCCUCGACUAGCCCAGAUUCCUCAUGCUUGCUGACAUUCGUGCUCGGGAUAGCAAGCACACGCUCGAACGGCGCGCCAGCGAAGCCAUCGUGCAUGGGGCCGUGGUUGCCACCGGCCUGCAGCAGCAGCAUCGCGGUAGCAACGACGUGUCGUUGUUACAACGCCGACACAGCGAAGACGUCGACUCGUCGUCGCUGUCCAUCAACACAUCGUCGACGUCGACGCCACAGGUCGUCAAGCCGCCAGACGCCAUUACGUUCUUCCUCUCCGUGACAGACCUCAACCUGCAGGGCACCACCAGCACGACAGAUCAUUUGCUUCGCAGUGCCAUGUCGCUCUUCGGUGGAAAGAAAUAUGCGACACCGAGCGCGGCCAAGACCCACGUGCCCGAGAGCCUCGUGCACAUCGACCUGCAAAGCCGGCUGCGGGAGACGCUGCCGUUCCAAACCGAGAAGGUCCGGAGUCCGAACCCGUCGUUCUGCCUCGGCAUCUCGAUCCCUGUCGUGGCGCACGAAAUGUCGGCGCAAGUGCUGUGCUUCAGUAUCGUGCUCACGGAAGAAGGCAACGGCAAGACCGUCGCGUACACCGAACUGUCCAUGAAGGACCUCGUGCGCAAGUUUGUCCACGGCACGUCGGCGCACAUCCACCUCCCGCUCAAGUUGCUUACCACAUCCAACACGGCCAAACCCAUGACCAAGAAGGCGGCGCCCGUGCUCACACUCAAGCUGGCGCGGGUGGCACCGCGGUCCCAUGUGCUGUUCCGGUCCGAGGACAAGAUGAUGCGGAGCUAUGCGUUUUACAACGGCGAGUACUCGACCCCCGUCGUCGCGACCGAGGAGGCAGAGGCUGUCGACAGCCACGCAAUCGUGCCGGCGCUCUUUCUCAAGGAAAUGCUGGGCGAAAUGCAAGCCAGUCUCGACUUGUGGCAGCUCCGGUAUGAAACCAAGACCCCGCGGACCACUGAGCCCAAGACCAGCCUCUUUCGGAGUCAUGACCCCGCCCUCGACCGCCUCCUCCAGGACCUCCAUCCCCCCCUCGAUAUGACGUACACGUCCGGGUUCCUUGAGGGGCAUCUCAUGACACUGGAAGCGCAAGUGACCGAGACCCGCGAGAUGAUGGGGCUGGCGCAGCUCCUGGACGAUAACCACGUGCUGUUCAAAGCUAGUGCCGCCAAGGACAAGCGCGAGACGCAGGCGAUGCCGACCAAUUUGUGUCUGUCGACGUUUUGCUUGUACAAGAGUCAAGAUGCGACACCGUUGCAGCGCAUGCGGUCCCUGUCCAUGGAUAUAAACGACAUGACAAUGUCCAAUCCUCCGUCGUCCACCCCCACGAUUCAACAGUCACCCACCCCCCCACGCAGCAGCAGCAUCCCCAGUCGCCGCACGUUGCAAGACGAACUUCGCCAGCAACGCAAGAAAGAUCGGUCCGUGUCGAUUGACAUGACAACAACGAGUAGCAAGGCGGACGUGGGGACAUUGGUGGUGGACGCGACGGUGACCAUCGUGACGUGCGCGACGCCGUCGGCGGACGCCCUCCCCGACCACACGACGUCCACCGCGGGGCUGCGGGACCUCGAAGACGAACUGGUCCAAGUGGCCACGCAGCUCCGCCAUCUGCUGCAAAUGGAAGUGUUUGCCGAAGGCGGCGUUGGCAGUAUUCCUGCGACACCGUCGUCGAUGCUCUUGGCCGGGCGAAAGUCGGACGUGCUUAGCUUUGACGACGCCCUGACCACGUCCACCACUUUGGACGAGAACCGAUCGAGCUCGCACGGGUCGAGCGGCGGCGGCGGCGGCAGCGGGGAGAGCGGGCCCAAAGACGACGACUCGUCCACCGUCGGCAGCAAUUCCGACCACGGCCACAGCAUCUUAACCCGGUCCGCACGGAGAGGCAUGCAACUGUCGGCAUCCUUCGACGCCACGGCGAAACGCAUGUCCAAAGUACGCAGCGACUCGAUUGAUUGGGUGAAAUCUCGCGUGCGGACGGAAUCCCUCGAGUGGUCGCGGUCGUCGCGCGACUUGUUGGCUGACGCGGGGGGUACUGGCGCCGCGGACAAACUCGCCAGUCUCUGGACAAAAUGGGAGCACACCAAGGCAGCGUACGUGUUUCGAAAGGUCGUGUGUGUGUCGCAGAGUGUAUCGGUGCUCGUGGCCGCGUUCUUGGCAAAGUUGGAAGCAAUUUUGGACGUGCCGAUGGAGUUGGAGCAACUUGGUCGCAUCGGGUUUCUCUUGGGGUGGGAGUGCUUGUUGUUUGCCCAGGGUGGCAAGGAGCAGCGCAUGCUCUCCGACACGUUCGUCGCGGUGAAAGCGUUGGAAGGGUUCUCCAUUACGUUGGUCCCGCUCCGAGAAGUGGGGGCUCCGUCGUCCCGGGUGUCGUUUACGUCAUCCACGUCGAUUCAAGUGGGGGUGCCGCCAUCCGUGUACCACAAGCUGCCGCGGCGGCUACAAGUGGCCCGCAUCCGCGUACACACGGCCAUGUUUUCCCAGGGGUUGCAUGAGAUGCAGAACCUGGCGAGCUUGGUCAAUGCGACAGGGUUCCAGCUACAGGGCGUGGUGAACCGCGACGGAUUUCAAACCCUCCAGCGGUACCACCGGUCGUUUCUGGAUAUGCAAAAGGAGAUGAACGUCCACAUGCGACACCGUCUCAAUAAUGAGACCCUCCUCGAUGCCCUCAUGCCUUUGGUGGGCCGCAACGCCAAAGUUACGACGAAAGCGCUGUACGCGUCGUCCAACACCCUCAUGCUCCUGGAGGCGGCCGAUAUUGUGCGCAAGAUGAACGGGAUGCGCGUGACAUGCUGCCCCACGGGCGCCGACCACACCGCCAUGUCUGUGACACUGGAGCAGGCCAGACUGCUCUACUCGAAGCGCACGGCCAACACGAACGCGAGCACCGAGGACCACGACGUGCUCAAACCGAUCGCGAACGUCAUGCGGGAAUAUGGUGUGCGCAUCGCCGUGGCCAUGAAGAACACGGGGCGGUUCGAGUAUGGGUUCAAUGCAAUCCAGAGGAAGCUCCUCCCGGACCUCUACCGCCCGCCCACGUCCACGAUCCAAGAAAUGACGUCGGCGUUCUUUUGAGUAUUGUUAUUAAAUUGCAGGGACCCAUCAUCAUUAUUGGCCAACUUUUAAAAAUGAGAUGAGAAAAUUAUCACCGUUGUGAAAUGUCUCC
Molecule: messenger RNA, 3269 nt
Organism: Aphanomyces astaci
Lineage: Eukaryota; Oomycota; Saprolegniomycetes; Saprolegniales; Verrucalvaceae
Exons: 1
Coding region: 128-3178 (1016 amino acids)
Cellular component (GO): cytoplasm
Molecular function (GO): phosphatidylinositol-3,4-bisphosphate 4-phosphatase activity
Source: RefSeq, a predicted model, not a curated record